CUGUUCCUACUUUAAUGCCACACUGUCUUUAUUCAGGUUGUUAGACGCUGUCUGGCUUAACAGUGUAUCUAUUAAUGUGUGAGGUAUAUUAAACCCGAGUUAAAAGUCUAAUGCUAAAUUCGGCAUCUGUAAUCUACUUGGAUCUGUAUUGCUUCAUUGUGACAAUAUUGGUCUUAACCUACCUCUAAUUCUGACCUGUAGCUCUCAAUGAAGCAUAAUCUCAAAUAAAUCUCUGCUUUGUGUGUUUGAUGUUUGCCGAAUUGAAGGGUGACCGAUAUAUGUUAGUAAAAAUACCCACAUUCUGCCCUACUAGAUAUGCAUGCCUCUAUACCUGCUAUAAUAUAUUAAACAAGCAAAUUUCUGAAUGGAAUUUGGUCUGACUCUCCAAGCAUUGAGAGAAAUUUCACAGCUCUGAUCUGAAGUCAGCUUUACCAGGAUACCCAGCAUGCAGGAGGACUCGAGCCGCAGUCCCAGUUACACGGUGGCGUGUGAGGACUAUGUUCACGUGGUUGAAUUCAGUCCUUUCAGCUCUGGCACCCCUGCCUCUCUCCUGGCCUACGGUGGAAACCAGUAUGUGGUAGUGGGCACCUGCCUGUUCCAGGAGGAGGAUAUGGAGGUUGAAGGAGUUGAGUUCAAUGUUCUUCGAGCUUUCCAUCAUGAAUUGCGCGUCGAUGCUCUCGCCUGGAGCCCUGAGUCCCGACUGGACAGGUUACCCACUAUCAGAUUUUGCACUGCUGCAGCUGACAGAAAGCUACGCCUGCUGACUUCUGAUCUUCAGGAUAGACAUGAAGUCAAGGUGAUGGAGGGCCACAGCAGCUACAUUAACCAUUUGGUGUUCGAGCCCACAGAGGGGAAACAAAUUGCUUCCGUCAGUGAUGACCACACUUGCAGGGUGUGGGACCUGGAUGGAAAUGAAAGCACUACUCUCAGACUUCGCUCUCCUGGGAUCAGUGUGUGCUGGCACCCAGAGGAAGCCUUUAAGUUAAUGGUGGCAGAGAAGAAAGGAACAAUUCGUUUCUAUGACCUGGUGACGCAGCAGGCCAUUCUGUCACUGGACUGUGGUCAGUCACCACUCAUGUCAGCUGACUGGUGCCUCACCAACACGAUCAAAGUCGGUGCUGUGGCGGGAAACGACUGGCUCAUCUGGGACAUAACUCGCUCCAGUUACCCACAGGAAAAAAGACCUGCACACAUAGAUAAAGCACGGUUAUUCAAGUGGUCUCGAGCCAAUGAAAACCUCUUUGCCACGACCGGAUGUCCAGGAAAGAUCUGUAGUCAGUUACUCAUCCACCAUCUUGGCCACCCACAGCCGGUGAUGAUUGGGUCUGCCGCAGUGGGAUCCGGCCUCAGCUGGCACCGGACGCUCCCGCUCUGUGUGAUUGGCGGGGACAGGAAACUUUGCUUUUGGAUGACUGAAAUGUAGACAUCUGUACAGCACUUAUCCAGGAUGGAUAACUAGGUCCUGUGUUUUCUAUUCUAGUAAAUGUUCAAUAAAAUAUUUUUCUGAG
Molecule: messenger RNA, 1508 nt
Organism: Morone saxatilis (striped sea-bass)
Lineage: Eukaryota; Metazoa; Chordata; Actinopteri; Moronidae
Gene: nup37
Product: nucleoporin 37
Exons: 10
Coding region: 446-1423 (325 amino acids)
Cellular component (GO): nuclear pore outer ring
Molecular function (GO): protein binding
Source: RefSeq, a predicted model, not a curated record